Messenger RNA from Auanema sp. JU1783, 879 nucleotides. Lineage: Eukaryota; Metazoa; Nematoda; Chromadorea; Rhabditida; Rhabditidae. The record is from the annotation of a GenBank genome assembly.
AUGAGCACAAUAGCUAGUUUGACGAACUAUGAACUUGUUGAUAUAGGAGCGAAUUUAUCACAUCCUUCUUUUGCGGAUGAUUUGGAAAUAGUUCUUGAAAGAGCUCAGCAAGCAGGUAUUACCAAAAUAAUGCUUACUGGCACAAGUGAGACAAUAAGUAAAGAUAUUGUUGCCUUAGCAGAGAAGAAGCCUGGGUUCCUAUAUGUGACAGCAGGAGUUCAUCCGCAUGAUGCAAAAGAUUUUAAUGAGGAUAGCUUGGACGUUCUUCGUAAUCUGCAUAAACACCCUCAAUGUGUUGCAGUCGGAGAAUGUGGGCUAGAUUACAAUCGCAACUUUUCUCCUCCCGACGUUCAGAGGGAUGUUUUCCGAAAACAAGUUGAGCUGGCUUGUGAUCUUCAUCGACCAUUGUUCAUUCACGAGAGAGAUGCUCAUGAAGAUAUGGUGACAAUCCUGGAAGAAUUCAAAGAAAAACUUCCUCCUGCCGUUAUUCAUUGUUUUACUGGUACUGCAGAUCAAGCUAAGAAAUAUAUUGAGAUGGGGUUGUAUAUUGGCUUGACCGGGUUUUUGUCGAAAGAUAAUACAGUUGACGGUGUUCAGUUUUGUUUAAGAGAAGGAAUUAUACCCCUAGAACGUUUACUCCUGGAAACGGAUGCUCCGUACAUGUAUCCUAGACUGAACUUGAAGAAACUGCCACUUCAUGUAAGUGAAACAAUAACCGAAAAUGCAAAAGCUAUUCACAUGUUUUCUUCUUUCAAACGGAACGAGCCUAGUUCUCUAGCUGUGAUAUGCGAGAUGAUAGCAUCUUUUAUGGGUAAACACCCCGAACAGGUAGCCCGAGUGACCAGCGAGUCUGCAAAAAAAAUUUUUAGCCUCGAUUAA